Molecule: messenger RNA, 1650 nt
Organism: Danaus chrysippus (African queen)
Lineage: Eukaryota; Metazoa; Arthropoda; Insecta; Lepidoptera; Nymphalidae
Source: the annotation of a GenBank genome assembly
AUGAGAGACAAAUACAUAGUAUUAAGAGCAUUACGAGAUGUGAAUGUACCCAAGUUUCUAGCUGAUGAUCUUGUUUUGUUCAAGGGUAUUAUAUCAGAUUUGUUCCCAAGAGUUGAAAUUCCGAUAGUGGACUAUGGUAUCAUGGAACAGUCCAUAAGAAAUAUGCUUAUCAAAAGGGGCUAUGAUGACUUAUACAGACUGAUGGUAUUCUUUCAAGUCUGGUUCGAGCUGGAAUCGCAGUUGAGGAUACUGAUCGUCGCUGGUACGUGUUUGAUGGACCUGUCGACGCUGUGCUAUAGAAAAUAUGAACACUUACUUAAAGUCCUGGAACUCCUAGACUAUAGAUUGAGACCUCUUACUGGUAAAGACGACAGACCACCUCCCGGAGCACCAUUUUUAGCACUCAUGCCGCGACUUUCACCGUGUUGGGUUAUCUGGCCAUUAAUAUGGUCCGUGGGAGCCACUUGUGAUCACAACGGUCGGGCAUUGUUUUCCGAUUUCAUAAGAAAUCUUAUGACGCAAAACGAAACCAAGCCUCCAUUCCCCAAGGAAGGGAGGGUGUAUGAUUACACGCUUCAUGAUGGUGGUUUCACCGAUCCUACUGAAGAUGGUGAACCAGCAAACCCAUUCUGGUACAGUUUGAUGGAAAAUCUUGAAGAAUAUGAAGUAGAUCCUGAAUGGCAAUAUGCAGGUUGGUACGACCGUACAAAUAUUGGUGAAUUUAAGACUUUGGUUGACGUGAAUAUGGUAGCAGCAAUGGGACCUCCAGGUGGGGGUCGUAAUCCUCUCACUAUGAGAUUAAUGCGACAUUUUCACUAUAUGUCAUUCACUGAAAUGGAAUACAAUAGCAAGAACGAAGACGAUGUGAUAAGAUUGUGGUAUCAUGAACACCAACGUAUGUAUCAAGAUAGAUUGGUCAAUGCAGAAGAUCGGGAUUGGCUAUUAAAUAAAAAGAUCACCACUGAAUUCAAAAAGAAACCAUCUGAGGUGUUAGGAGGUAGAUGGAUGUUGUUUGAUGACUUCAUGGACAUAGGCACUGAUGAUAAAAAAUACGUUGAAAUUGUUGAUCAAGAAGAACUGGAUGAGGUGUUAGCUCACUAUCUCGAUGAUUAUGAUUUAUCUUCCACGGCUCCUUUGAAUCUGGUUUUGUUCGAAGAUGCUGUAGCUCAUUUGUGUCGUGUCGCAAGAAUCAUGAGACAACCAAUGACCAAUGCUCUCCUAUUGGGAAUGGGUGACUCUGGACGUCAAUCAUUAUCCCGGCUAGCGGCAAACAUGGCCGAAUUACAGUGCGUGCAGAUAGAAAUAACAAAAGCUUACGGACAGUCAGAAUGGCGAGAUGAUCUCAAACAAACUAUGAUGAAAGCUGGCGCUGAAAAUAGGGGAAUAGUAUUUUUAUUUUCAGAUGCACAGAUUAAAAUGGAAUCAUUCCUUGAAGAUCUAAACAAUAUUCUAAGUUCUGGUGACGUUCCUAAUAUUUGUGAAGCCGAAGACCUUGAUACCAUCUUCAUGUCAGUCCGACAUACUGUCAUGGAAAUGAAUCUAACGGCUACUAAAACAAACCUCUUCGCUUGUUAUCAACGUAGAGUGAGGAGCAAUUUACAUAUUGUUAUUGUUAUGAGUCCUGUUGGAGAGGUUUUUAAGGCCACAUGA